AUGACACACAAAAAGGCUAUUGCAGUUCUUCGACCUGAUAAACCCGAUGGUAGUGUUAACGGUACAAUCGUUUUCACUCAAGAAGGCGAUAAAGUUACAGUGGAUAUAGAUAUUAAAGGACUUCCAGACGGAGAACAUGGAUUUCAUAUUCAUGAAUUCGGUGAUAAUACUAACGGAUGUACUUCAGCUGGACCUCAUUAUAAUCCAUUUAAUAAGACUCAUGGUAGUAAAGAUGAUGAAAUUCGUCAUGUUGGUGAUUUGGGUAACGUUAAAGCAGUGAAUUGCGCUGUUAAAGAACAAAUCACCGACUGUAAAAUCACUUUGGAAGGAGAGCACACGAUUGUUGGACGCACUGUUGUUGUACAUGAAGGUAAAGAUGAUCUUGGAAAAGGUGGACACGAACUUUCCCUUACUACUGGUAACGCAGGUGGUCGCCUUGCCUGUGGUGUUAUUGGUAUUCUGAUUUAA
Dentiscutata erythropus is the source of this 468-nucleotide messenger RNA. Lineage: Eukaryota; Fungi; Glomeromycota; Glomeromycetes; Diversisporales; Gigasporaceae. The record is from the annotation of a GenBank genome assembly.